UACGUUCGACCCAACAAAAUAUUACACUCUGGCUUUAAGGUUACCGUUAACGCUAUCAGUCACUUUAAAUAGUUGGAAACACCGUCCGCUUACUGAGUGUUAUUUUGAAAGUUAUGACAGGAAAUGUGGUGCUGUAUUCUCGCUAGCUUGUGUAGCUUCCAAAGCACACUGUGCUAGUACUGUGCUACUGCUGCCUCCUGCUGCCUCCUGCCAGUGGUGGACUGCCUCUUCAGCUACUACUGCUGCUGCUGCUGCUGCAGGGGACUGUGUCGCACAUUUCCCUUACAUCAGUCGUUUGUCAGCACCUGGUUGCCUUUGGACAAGGACGGUGAGACGUCCAGCUUUGACUGUAAGAACGAAUGUGCCCGAGAGUCUGACACAAGUCACAAUGGCUACCUCAGGCCCCACCUCUUCUGCUUCCAUCACUGCCACUGUGCCUGAGGGUUUCCAUUAUGAAACCAAGUACAUUGUGCUCAACUAUCUGGGAAUGCUGCCUGUUAGUAGAUCACAAGCACUAACAACAGCUCAAGGACAUGCCCAGAAUGAGAAAGAAAGGAGCACAAUAAUAAAAGCACAUGAGGAAGAGAUGAGACAACUGGACGAUGAAAUUGCUGCUUCCUUUUCCACAACAGGCUUCGACCGGCACACGUCGCUGGUGUUUAAUCCAGCCGUCCCAGAGACCUCGAUUGAAGACUGCCUUGCUACAAUGGGAGACCGGCUGGCCGUGGAGCUUGACACACACUUGGCAGCAGCCGUGUACACACUCCUUGCAGGACCUCUGGACUACCAGAGUUUCAGAGAUGCAACACAGGAUCUCUCAACACACACACAGGGAGGCUGGAGCACUGUGCUAGUACCUUUGGUGCUGCUUCAGGCUCUACAAAGUGAGGGCGAGUCACUGACAACUCUGUUGCAGCUGGGGGUGCGCUACCUAGAGGAGGACAAAGCUAGCUACAUCAUCCAGCAAGGGGGAUGGGGUGAAAUAUUCAGCCUUGAGUCAGAGGAGGAGCGUGGUGUGACCAUUGCUGAAGACAGCAACGACAUUUACAUCCUCCCUGACCAGCUCAGCCCCCCGUCCUCACUGCUCUGCACUGGAGACAACAGCAGUGAGCAAAGUUCCUGGCAGACAGAAAGCUUACCCGUGUCGCUGGCCGGCCACGAGUCUUGGGCACAGGUUGGUGCGAUGGACCCCGAAGACGUCAAGAGCCUGGACAGCAAUGAGGGCGUGGCUCUAGCUGAGGAGCGCAGCGAAAACAACUCCUCAAACUCGGACAUUGUCCACGUUGAGCGCGAAGAUGCUGAGCUGCUGGAGGAAGGAGGGGAAGUUGGAGGAAUAGACGAAAGCAUGAUGAGUGUUUUAGGCACAGAGAGUGAGCUAGCCGAGCUUAGGGAAGAAUUCAGGGACCAGUCUCCACCUGUUCCAGUGUCAGCCGAGGCAGCCCCGGCCUCCCUGCUUUCACUGGAGGAGCCAGUUGUAAUAGAGACGCCUGCAAGCUUGUCGGCGGAGCCUUCCCACCUCUCCUUAGAACCAGAGCUGCCUCCCCCGGUCCUUGAAGCUGCUGCUCCCCCUCCUUCUGGGCCAGAACCUCCAGCACCUUCAUCUGUUCCUGCAGUUGAACCAGAGUCUGAGCCAGAACCAGCUGCCCCCACCGCCCCAGUGCCUGCUGAGGUGGCACCACCAUCUCUAGCCGUGGAAACCCCGGCAGAACCAGCGGAUCCUGAAGCCACCUCAGAACCAGCUCCUGAACCAGAACAGGAGCCGGAGCCCGUCACAGUGCCUCCCGAGCCAGAGACUGUGGCAGAGCCAGAGGCCCUGUCUGCUGCGCCCCUUUUGCUAGAGGCUGCAGUGCCCCCUGUAGAAUCCCAGCCCGAGGAGCCCCCAGUGCAGCCGAAGCCAGAACCAGAGCUCCCAAUGCUGCUUUAUGGAGGUGCUGCACUGGUGGUCCUCGCUGCUGUAAUGGCAUACGGUGCCGUAAACUACAGGAGGCAUUAGAAAAAUGGUCUCAGGGGAGAAUGCAAAUUACAAGAUGUUAAGGUAGGAAUAAAUGUAUUGUUUUGGAUUUAUUAAACAGCUGUUUUUUGUUUUUAUUUGCGAGGCUUCUGAAGGUUUCAAAUCAGUGAAAAUCCCCCCCCCCCCUUAGCAAACCAAAAUUUCACCUUGGCACACCCACAACCUUACUGCUGGGAGUCCUGGCUGCCCCACUGCACCAGGAGCACACACAGAAAGGUGAUAACAAUGCACUCCACUGUUCUCCUUAGUUUUGAUUUUGCUCUCUUACCUUUUGGUAACUCACACUUUUGUGUUGAAAUUCUCGCGACUCCAGUCCUUAAUCUCCUAGAUUAGAAAUACUUUUAUCCCUCUUCUGCUAGUUUUGCUUUCUGUUGUGUCUGUGGCUCACCGUUAAUAGUUUGUACCAUUUGAGUGAGCUUAUCUACAUGCAACAUUUUGCUGAGAGUAAGUGAACCUCAAAGCCCACUCUACUGUUGCUGUGGGACUUAAGUUUUCUAACUUUCUCUCUUUUUAUGCAGCAAAGUGGCAUUUACUUAUUUCCCCCUCUAACUGUGAUGAAUUAAUCUGAUUCUUUCCCUGAAUAGCAAACCAAAUGUAUGAUGCUGGUAUGGGGAAAAAAAACAUCAAUUAGAUUUUACAUUAGAUUUUCUGUGAAACCACUUCUGACACAGAACAGACAUAUUAGGUUAGAUUUAUGUUCCGUCUUUCUAUAUUGUACAAGGCGUUUGUAUCCCUUCACAUGCAGCAUAUUUUGGUUUUUAUGUAUUAAAACAUUAAAGGUUUUUGCCCAAGAAUGGAUAAAAGUAUUGGCCUAAGGUACAGUACUGCUGCUGCAUUUGUGGAAAUGAUACAUCAUGCAUAGAAAUCUGAAUAUACUGUGAAUGUCCAAAAGGCUGUUAAAAACACAAGUAACAAAAUAUGUAUUCUUGUUGCAAUGGAUUCUCCUAUUGUAUUCAUACAGUAUAUAGUGCCAUGCAGAAAGAUCUUUGUGUACACUGAACUACAUUUUGCUUGCAUUAGCAAAAAAAAGUAAAAUGUCAGCCACUGCUUGUAUUUACCAAGCCAGAGUAAGCAGUAUUACUUCAGAUAGGGAGAGUAGCAGGAAUGUGACUGCAGUACAUACAUUUAGUCAUCUCUUUAACAGAUGUAACCAUUGAAUUUACUGGAAGGGCUACUCACUUCCUCAGUCAAAACCACAUUUUGUCUGCAGUUUCUUCCCCAUCUUUACUUUUUCUGCUAGUUGUCUUUAUAAUGUACCUGACUGUCCUUUAACCAUUUCAACUCCGUACCCUUCCUGAGAAGCAAAAAUGGAUUCUUCAUCGUCAAUCAAACCAGCAUUAACGUUAGUAUGGUUUCACAUGUGCAUGGGAAAUGCUGCUAUAAAGAUUUGGUUUUGAAGUAACAUUCAACCUUGUGUUGCUAUGAAAUACUGCAUGAAUGUCCCCCGGCUAAGGAAAUUGGUGCAGGUAUUAGGAGUUGUAGUAGUUCUUAAACAGACAGAGGGAUGUCCCCUCCCCCCCCCACAUUCAAUGUAGGCUAAAUUACUUAUCCUUCCCUUUGAGAACUGAUGUCACUAAGUACUUCAUUGACAUCAGUAAAACAUAACAGUUGACAACUUGUUUUGUCCUCAGUGCUGCCUCACCACUAACACAUAUUUCUCUGAGAAUUUGGAGAUAUUGUGGUACGUUUUAUCACUAUGAAAAUUGAAGAAUGGUUGUUAGAACACAGUACUGAACAGAAACCCUUUUCUUUGAUACAGAAAGGAUAUUUCCAUGUAUUUCAGUCUGUGUUACAUAGUAAUCCUCAUGGACUGAGACUCCUAAACAUGACACUUUGUACCUUGAGUUUCCUACAAUACACUGUUUAAGAUGGGAAUAAAAAACUAUUUGAGAACCUU
This is a messenger RNA of Etheostoma spectabile (orangethroat darter), 3908 nucleotides long. RefSeq names its product BCL2 like 13 (gene bcl2l13). The record is from RefSeq and is a predicted model, not a curated record. NCBI's taxonomy places the organism in Eukaryota, Metazoa, Chordata, Actinopteri, Perciformes, Percidae. Bases 389 to 1993 code for a protein of 534 amino acids. Gene Ontology annotation, cellular component: membrane; mitochondrion. The transcript is spliced from 7 exons. Gene Ontology annotation, biological process: regulation of apoptotic process; apoptotic process.